This is a messenger RNA of Dalotia coriaria, 1190 nucleotides long. RefSeq lists its product as uncharacterized. The transcript is spliced from 5 exons. The coding region runs from base 107 to 991 and encodes 294 amino acids. The record is from RefSeq and is a predicted model, not a curated record. Lineage: Eukaryota; Metazoa; Arthropoda; Insecta; Coleoptera; Staphylinidae.
ACUAAUCAAUUGUUGUUUCAGGCUCGAUUCUGACUUGACAGAAUUGUGAAACGUCAAAAAGUAGCAACAUCAAAAUUAUUUGUAAAUGUGGUUUAUUGAUUGAAUAAUGAACGAACAAUACCAUUAUCAUCAUCAGAAUCAAAAGGCGGAGUAUACUGACUCACAGAAUGCACAAUUCGACGAUGUCAUUAUUCGAAGAAGCAAUGAAAUUAUUAUCGCCCGAGCAAACGUCGAACUAUACAACGCAAUGUACGGUGAUCGACAUUGGAAUCUGGUUGAUGUUGGUAUGAUUUACUUGAUGCAAAACCAGAACCUAUACUAUUUGAUUCUCUUUUCAACUGAAAACCUGCAGCCAAUUUGGCAACGCGAAGUCAGUCGGAACCUUAUAUACAAGAUUGAUAAGCCCUAUUUUCAUAUACUUUUUGUUAAGAAAGAACUUCAUGGUCUUAAUUUUGCUGAUUUAACGGAAGCGGAAAUGUUUUUCUACGCGAUGGAACGCCUGUGGCCCUUUAGGAACUUCAGUAAAAUGAUUAGUAAAUUUACGACGCGCUUUGCAAAUUUCUUUAGCAGAAAACGAGUUCCACCAAUGCCCACAAUCUCAAGAAAUCAACAUUUCCAAAUUGUAGAUACAAAACCACCGUCGUCUUUCGGAGAAAACCAAUUCUACAGAGAUGAGGUGCCUACCAGGAUGACAGUGUUCAAUGGAGCAGGGAUAAACACACAAGAUCAACAUCUUAACUAUGCCUACGACUACAGUGACGCCGAACAAAGCCACUAUGGUAAUCAAAAAAUCGUUUCAGGACGUGUUCCAAAACCACCUCCCUUGCCACCACCAGUUAUGGGUUUUUCCUAUGCUUCUUCCAAUGAUCGAAUGGGUCGAAACUGUAAUGGUCUAAAUACAAAUACGAAAAACUCAUUUGAAGCGCAGAUCAAACAUGAAGCCAGAAAACACAAUUCGGCCAUUCAGAAUUUGUUCAAGUAUCUUCCAUGAUUAUGAUUGCGAAAUUAUAAAUAAUGUGAUGUGUAAUGCCCUUAAUUCCAUUGAUCAUCUGAAGAAUCGUCAUCGGUAUCCGAAUAAUUAUGCACAAUGUUUCUUUUUGCAAGUGCCAAAGCAAUUGCAUUAAAUAGCUGCGGCUUCUGUGUAUUUUCCUUAAAAAAUGAUUAGUAACUAAACAAAGACGUGACAAGUA